AAAGACAUAAAAGAGAAAGGGGGAAAAUCUGAAACUCCCAAAUUGCGUCCUCUCUUCUCAUCUCUCCUAAAUGGGUUUGUUGUUCCUUCGAAGUGUAAUCAGGACAAGUUUUUUGUAGAGGAUAUUGUUGAAUUUGGUUGGCAGUUUAGGUUGGGGUUGGAAGCUGGAUCGAAGCCUGAAUUGCUUUUGGCUUUGAGCUGUUUGUGUAAAGGUAACAGAGAAGCUUUUCUGGUUUGUAAUGGAUUCAAAGACAAUUUGGUUGGGAGGAAGCUUGCUUUGAACGGUGUUAUUGCUCUUGAGCAAGAGGAAGAGCUUAAUAUGGUGGUUGAGAUUAGCAACAAGCUUUAUAUUCGUCUUGAAUUGCUUGCUGAUGGUGUUGGGGAAGCUGCACAAAUUUAUCUAUUGCUUAUGGGUUAGAAGAGUAUGUUGCAGAGCUAUUGUUCAUGCUGUGUAGUUUUUUU
Medicago truncatula (barrel medic) is the source of this 461-nucleotide messenger RNA. RefSeq names its product arginine decarboxylase. The transcript has a single exon. Gene Ontology annotation, molecular function: arginine decarboxylase activity. The record is from RefSeq and is a predicted model, not a curated record. Lineage: Eukaryota; Viridiplantae; Streptophyta; Magnoliopsida; Fabales; Fabaceae. Gene Ontology annotation, biological process: L-arginine catabolic process; spermidine biosynthetic process. The annotation marks the transcript as partial.